This is a messenger RNA of Merops nubicus (carmine bee-eater), 4013 nucleotides long. It is a transcript of the gene RAD50, whose product is annotated as RAD50 homolog (S. cerevisiae). The record is from RefSeq and is a predicted model, not a curated record. Gene Ontology annotation, molecular function: ATP hydrolysis activity; G-quadruplex DNA binding; double-stranded telomeric DNA binding. NCBI's taxonomy places the organism in Eukaryota, Metazoa, Chordata, Aves, Coraciiformes, Meropidae. Gene Ontology annotation, cellular component: condensed nuclear chromosome; nucleus; Mre11 complex. Gene Ontology annotation, biological process: telomere maintenance via recombination; telomere maintenance via telomerase; double-strand break repair. The coding region runs from base 75 to 4013 and encodes 1312 amino acids. The transcript has 25 exons.
UUUCACAGAGCUUUAUUGUACAAGAUUUAUAACGUUUACACUUCUGACUGUGGAAGAGAAGAAGUUCUGUGGAAAUGUCGAAGAUCGAGAAAAUGAGCAUCCUCGGCGUGAGGAGUUUUGGAGUAGAGGAUAAAGACAAACAAAUCAUCUCUUUCUUUAAUCCAUUAACGAUUUUGGUGGGACCAAAUGGUGCAGGGAAAACGACUAUUAUUGAAUGCCUUAAAUACAUAUCCACUGGAGAUUUCCCUCCUGGCACCAAAGGAAACUCAUUUGUUCACGAUCCAAAGAUUGCCAAUGAAACAGAUGUCAGAGCUCAGAUCCGGUUGCAGUUUCGAGAUGUAAAUGGAGAGCUCGUGGCUGUCCAGCGAUCCAUGGUCUGUACCCAGAAAGGCAAGAAAACAGAAUUUAAAACACUUGAAUCUGUCAUUACUAGAACAAGGCAUGGUGAGAAGGUCAGCCUGAGUUCCAAGUGUGCAGAAAUCGAUCGUGAGAUGAUCAGUGCCCUUGGUGUGUCCAAGUCUGUGAUCAACAACGUCAUUUUCUGCCACCAAGAAGAAUCCAACUGGCCCUUAAGUGAAGGGAAGGCCCUGAAACAAAAAUUUGAUGAGAUCUUUUCAGCAACAAGGUACAUUAAAGCACUGGAAACUCUCCGUCAGGUACGAAUGAAGCAAAGCUUGAAAGUAAAAGAGUGUCAGACAGAACUGAAAUACCUAAAACAGAACAAAGAAAAAGCCCAGGCAAUCCAGAAUGAUCUGAGCAACAGGGAGGCUCAACUGGCUGCUUCUAAGGAGAAUGUAAAAUCUAUUGAGAGUCAGCUUGAACCUCUAAAGAGUUCCCUGACAGCUGUUGAACAGAAUCUCAUGAAAGUAAUGAAGCUAGACAAUGAGGUGAAAGCCCUGGAGAGCAGGAGGAAGCAGAUGGAGAAGGAUAAUCAAGAUUUGCAACAGAAGAUGGAGAAGGUUUUUCAGGGAACAGAUGAACAGCUGAGGGAUAGAUACCAGAACCACCAGAGAACAGUGAAGGAGAAGGAGAAGAGACUCACAGACUGCAAGCGUGAGUUAGACAGAGCCACUAAAGAAUGCCAGAGAUUUAACAGUGAGAAGUCAGAGCUGCUUAUUGAACGAGGUCGUCUCCAGCUGCAGGCAGACCGUCACCAGGAGCACAUCACCACCAGGGACUCCUUGGUCCAGGCGCUGGCAGCCCAGCUGGAAUUCGAGGGCUUCGAGCGAGCGCCUUUCAGCGAGAGGCACCUGGCCAGUUUUCACUCCCUGCUGAAGAAGAGGCAGGACAGGGAUGCAGAAGCUGCAGAUCACAUGAUGAGAGAAUUUGCACGAAAAGAAGCAAUGAAACAAAAACAGAUAGAGGAAAUCAGAGACAAGAAAACUGGAUUAGAAAGAACCAUUGACCUGAAAUCAGACAUUCAAAAUAAGAAGCAAAUUGAGCUGAAGAACGUAAAACACGAGCUGCAGCAGCUGGAGGGGUUUUCAGACAGGAUUCUGGAGCUGGAUCAGGAGAUCACCAAGACAGAACAUGAACUGGAGAAAGCUGAGAAGAACAGCAAUAUAGAAACACUGGAAGGGGCAGUAAGGACUCUGCAAAAUGAGAAAAUAAACCUGGACAAAGCUCUUAGGAAGCUGGAUCAGGAGAUGGAACAGCUGAACCUACACACCACAACCAUUACCCAAAUGGAGAUGCUAAAGAAAGACAAAGCAGACAAAGAAGAGCAGAUUAGAAAAGUAAAAUCAAGACAUUCUGAUGAGCUGACUUCACUUUUGGGAUACUUCCCAAAUAAAAGCCAACUUGAAGACUGGCUUCAUGCUAAAAAUAGAAAGAUUAAUCAGACAAGGGAUAAUCUUGCUGGCCUUAACAAACGACUGGCAUCAGUAGAAUAUGAUAAAAGUUAUGCCAGCAGUGAGCUAAGAAAAAAAGAGGCACAGUUGUCCCAUCAUGAAGCACAACUUUUUGAUGUUUGUGGAAGCCAAGAUUUUGACAGUGAUCUGAACAAACUUCAAGAUGAAAUUGAAAAAAGUUCAAAACAACGAGCUGUGCUUGCUGGAGCCACUGCAGUGUAUUCCCAGUUCAUUACACAGCUGACAGAGGAGAACCAGUCCUGUUGUCCAGUUUGCCAGAGAGUUUUCCAGACAGAGGCUGAGCUGCAGGAUGUGAUCAGUGACCUGCAGUCCAAGCUGAGACUUGCUCCAGACAAACUCAAGUCUACAGAGGUUGAGCUUAAGAGGAAAGAGAAGAAACGUGAUGAAAUGAUGAGUCUUAAACCACUCAGGCAAACUGUGACUGAACUCCAAGAUAAGGACAUACCAAACUUGAGGAACAAGAUACAGAAUGCAAACAGGGAUUUGACAGCCCUGAAGGGUGAGAUAGAAGAGCAGGAAUCCCUCCUGCAGACAGCUCUGUCUGAGGAGGAUGGUGCCAAGGCAUGUUUACAGGAUAUAACACUCAUGGAAAGGUACCAGACUGACAUUAGAGAUGUUGAACGAAAAAUUGCUCAGCAGGAGGCAAAGCUCCUAGGAGUUGAUUUAAGUAGAACUGUUCUACAAGUAAGCCAUGAAAAACAAGAGAAAAAACACCUGUGGGAUACAGUGACUGGUAAAAUUGAACUCCAUCAAAAACACAAGCAAGACCAGCAAAAUCAGAUUCAGCAGCUGAAGAGUGCAGUGAAUGAGCUUAAAGCAGAGAGGCUGCAGAUUUCCAGCAGCAUGCAGCGUCGGAGGCAGCUGGAGGAACAGACAGUGGAGUUAACCACUGAGGUUCAGUCCUUGUGCAGAGAGAUCAGGGAAGCAAAAGAACAGGUAUUUCCUUUGGAUGCAACUUUACAAAAGCUGCAGGAGGAGAAGGAGGAUCUGGUGAAUAAAAGGGCUGCAAGUCAUAAAGAAACACAAGAGAAGAUAAAUGGCAUCAAAGAGAAAGUUAAGGAUAUAAACAAGUACAUGAAAGAAAUUGAAAACUAUAUUCAGCAAAGAAAAGAUGACUAUAAAAAGCAAAAGGAAUCUGAACUGGAUGAGGUCAACUCCCAGUUAGCUGCCUGUGAGAAACAGAAGGAAAAGAUAAGUAAAGAGAUGGAAACCAUUCGACAAGAUAUUGACACUCAAAAGAUCCAGGAGAGGUGGCUAGAGGACAACCUCACUCUGAGGAAGCGAAACGAAGAGCUGAGAGAAGUUGAAGAUGACAUAAAACACCUUGUGAAGGAGAUGGGAGAAAUGAAAGUCCCACAAAUGAAAAAUGAAAAAAACAAUUUAGAGGAGAGAAUAGAAUCUCUGAAAAGGAACCACCACCUUGCACUCGGCCGCCAGCGGGGCUUUGAGGAGGAGAUCGUUCGGUUUAAACGGGAGCUUCGAGAGCCCCAGUUCAGGGAUGCAGAGGAGAAACACAGGGAGAUGAUGAUUGUCAUGAGAACCACAGAGCUGGCAAACAAAGACCUGGACCUUUAUUAUAAGGCUCUUGAUAAAGCAAUAAUGACAUUUCAUAGCAUGAAGAUGGAAGAAAUCAACAAAAUAAUCCGUGACCUUUGGCGAAGCACCUACAGAGGACAAGAUAUUGAUUAUAUAGAGAUUCGCUCGGACGCAGACGAGAACGUCUCAGCCUCUGACAAGAGAAGAAGUUACAAUUACAGGGUGGUCAUGAUCAAGGGAGACACAGCCCUGGAUAUGAGAGGAAGAUGUAGUGCUGGGCAAAAGGUGCUUGCUUCUCUUAUUAUUCGUCUGGCUCUAGCAGAAACAUUCUGUCUCAACUGUGGCAUCCUGGCUCUGGAUGAGCCCACGACCAACCUGGACCGAGAAAACAUCGAGUCCCUGGCACAUGCCCUGGUGGAGAUAAUCAAAAGCCGCUCCCAGCAGAGAAACUUCCAGCUUCUGGUGAUCACUCAUGAUGAAGAUUUUGUUGAGCUUCUGGGCCGUUCUGAAUACGUGGAAACCUUCUACAGGAUAAAGAAGAACAUUGACCAGUGCUCUGAGAUCAUGAAGUGCAGCGUCAGCUCCCUGGGCUCGUAUGUUCAUUAG